UCUAAUAGAACUGAACAACUCUCUCCCUAAUUUCUUUCCUCUUUUUGUGGCCUACUCCAACUGCAAACCCUCUUCAUUCAUACACACUCUUGCUCCUCAGCAAUAUGCAGCAGCCGAGCUCCAAGGCUUUCCUUUCCUUCUCCUUCCCUCGGUUCCCGGCAGUAAGACCGUCGAUUCCUUCCUUGUCCUCCAACCUGCGACCAAAUUGGUUCUCCUUUCAAUCGAAAAGGAAAUUGAGGAAGAACCAGCUUGAGGUGAAUUGGAGUCGCUAAUUUGGAUUCCGCUAGACACACAGAAUUGAAAACUCCAUGAGAGAAGUCAUAGAAGCUGUGGAGAGAGCUUUACCUCAACAGAAGGGACUCAUCCCUUGCAAAUCCCUUUUUGAGAUGUUACGUACUGCAAUAUCAUUCAAUGCUAAUCAAGAAUGCAGAGAUGGACUGGAGUUGAGAAUUGGGAAACAGCUUGACCAGUCAACGGUCAAGGAACUACUUCUCAUACCUCAUGUCCCGGAAGAAAAGUAUGACACUGAGUGUUUGAAGAGGAUGUUGAAGAUCUAUUAUGACAACUACACGAGCUCGGAGUUCUCGGGUUUCAUUAAAGUGGCAAACCUCAUGGAGGAAUUCUUGUGUGAGGUUGCGAGUGACAUAGACCUAAAAGUGGACACAUUUGCAUCACUUGCGGACUUAUCUGCUUCCGUAUCGAGUGAAGCCAAACGGAGCUCUGAUGGGAUCUACCGAGCGAUAGAUAUCUACCUGGAGAAGCACAUAUAUUUGACAGAAAAGGAGAGGGAGAAGCUGUGUGAUGUUCUGGAUUGCAGCAGGAUGUCAGUUGAAGCGUGCCAGCACGCUGCACAAAAUAACCGCUUACCCACCAGGUUGCUGGUGCAGAUUUUGUUUGCAGGGCACAUGAGUUUGAAGGACACAAUGAGGAAGGAGAUGAUUCAUUCUUGUGGAGCUUUGAUGGCUGAGAAGAAAGAUGAAGGAGGGGUGGAGUUGAGUGCAAGUGAAGAUGAUGAUCAUGAGGUAAAGGCAGAGAUUGAAAAGAUAGGGAACAAGGUGUUGGAGUUGGAGAAAGAAUGCAAUAAUGUGAGGAUGCAAAUUCAAAAAGGGAGGGAGAGGAAUGAGAAGAAGAAGAUGAGUGUGUGGAAAGAAAUGAAGAGGAAGUUUGGGUGCAUGACCACCAUGCAUGACUGCAGCAACAGCCAUGUGCAGAAGAAGAAAAGGUGCAUCCAAGAUAGUAUGUAGCAGCCCACAUAGGAUCAGACUCCAGCUGCCCUUUUCGAAUAAAUUUAGAUGAUCUGUCAUGUUAUUUCGCUGUGGUAAAUUGCUUUUUUAGUCCCUUAACUAUGUCACUUUUGCCAUUUUAGAUCCUCAUUAACUUUUUUGUAUUCUUUAAUAAGGGAUUUAAUCCCUAUAAUGAAUUCAAUCUUUGUUUGCAACUGCAUAUACAAUGAGAGACUAAACAGUGAACCCUUUUG
Cuscuta epithymum is the source of this 1477-nucleotide messenger RNA. NCBI's taxonomy places the organism in Eukaryota, Viridiplantae, Streptophyta, Magnoliopsida, Solanales, Convolvulaceae. The record is from the annotation of a GenBank genome assembly.